Drosophila grimshawi is the source of this 653-nucleotide messenger RNA. RefSeq lists its product as uncharacterized. The transcript has 2 exons. Bases 17 to 643 code for a protein of 208 amino acids. Lineage: Eukaryota; Metazoa; Arthropoda; Insecta; Diptera; Drosophilidae. The record is from RefSeq and is a predicted model, not a curated record.
CGACAGCCUUUUAAACAUGCCUUCACUGUCGCACGCCGUGGGAGUGCUGCUAGCGCUGCUUGCCCUGGCCACACCACAACUGGGCACCGCCUACUCCUACAGCAUGCGCUUGCCGAGCGGCAGCAGCCCGAUUGUGGCCGGCAGUGUCAAGCCACCGAAUCAGAACAAUCAACUGCUGAUGCAAUCUCCAUCCCUGGACAAUGUUUACAUGGACUACUUGGUCACGUCGAAGCCGCUGAAUUUGCGCAAAUACAACAAGAGCGGCGGCAAAAUCAAGAAAACCAAAAAGGAUUCGAAAAUCUAUUUUAUACCCAUACCACCGCUGCCGUAUCGCUAUAUACCCGGCUUCGGCUACGACUACCAGCCGAUGAAAAUCAGGCCCAUCAUGCCGGAGACAACCAGUUCGACGACACCAGCACCCAGGCCGACAACUGUUAAGCAUCGCCUCAGCCAGCCAACGACAGCGACGCCAUCGACUGCUCAGCCGGCGCAAAAUAAAUUGCUGCGCGUCCAGCAUCACAAGGAUUACUAUUUCAAUGGACGCCCGUUCCGAUUGCAGGUGGCGCAUGCCGAUCGCAAGUCCGCCCUAACGCCACAUAAUCUUAAAUCCAAAUUCUAUUACAAUAAACAUAUUAUUUAUUAAUUAAUUUAAA